Aspergillus alliaceus is the source of this 1488-nucleotide messenger RNA. RefSeq lists its product as uncharacterized. The transcript has 5 exons. Lineage: Eukaryota; Fungi; Ascomycota; Eurotiomycetes; Eurotiales; Aspergillaceae. The record is from RefSeq and is a predicted model, not a curated record. Gene Ontology annotation, molecular function: FAD binding. Bases 1 to 1488 code for a protein of 495 amino acids.
AUGCACCUGCAUCAUCAUUCUUUGCUAUCCUUCUUGGCUAUUCCCCUGUUUCCGGAGAUCGUCCAGGGUGCUGAUAUCCAGUCAGCGGCACAGGCCGGGGGUCCAGCUGCAUGUAGACAGCUGUCUUCUGCGUUCCCCUCACUCCUCUUCUCUUCUGAUACCGCGAUCUAUGCCAAUCAAAGUCAUCUUCCCUGGUCGCAGACCUGUUUGCUGUCUCCGUCAUGUGUAUUCCUGCCCCAGGACGCCGAGGAUGUUUCCCACGCGCUGCGGAUCAUCAAGAUGACGCGGGCCCCAUUCUCGGUAAUCGGUGCUGGACACAUGCCUGUCCCCGGAGCUGCAUCUAUUGACCACGGUGUAAUGAUUUCCCUGCACGACCUUAAACACCGACAGCUUAGCGAGGAUCUGUCCGUCGUGCAAAUCGGACCGGUACGGCCGGGCCGUCAACGGGGGUCGUUACGGCAGGUGGGCGUUGGAGGGCUGCUCCUCGGCGGUGGCAUUGGGUACUUCAGCAGUCAGGUUGGCUGGGGAGCCAAUUCCGUUGUGCAAUAUGAAGUUGUGCUGCCAGACAGCUCUAUUGUGCAGGUCAAUGCCGCAUCCCACCCGGUCCUUUUCUGGGCUCUGAAGGGUGGCUCCAACUACUUCGGUAUUGUCACUCGAUUUGACAUGAAGACCAUACCCUUGGGCGACGCCUUCUAUAGCGGCAAGAUAUGGACCUCCGCGUCCACUCUACCCUGGCUUGAUGCCUUGAACGCAUAUCUAGCCUCGGGCGGCGGUGCUGAGGAUGUCAAGGCUGCCAUCAUGCCGAUGAUCGCCUUGACUCCGUCCGAUGGAGUCUCUGAAGUGAUCAGCCUGAAGUUCUACGCCGAUGCCGUUAACGAACCGAAGGCGUUCAAAAAUUUCACUGCCAUUGAUGGACCGACUCUCUUGAACGAAUCUGGUGUUGGGCCAUGGACAUAUCUCCCUACUGCUUUGAAUACCCCUGCCUACGCCGCCAAAGAUAAACGCAGUUUUGGACCAUCAGCUUCAAGGCGGAUCCGCGGGCCAUUAGCAUCGUCAAUCACACAGUCUUUGAUCAGGCACGCGCGACCCUACAGCAUGUCACUGACCUGUCGAUCAGCUUCAGCUUCCAGCCCAUCUCCAAAGCAUGGAUUGAAGCCGCCAAGGCUCUGGGGGGUUGAUGCCAUGGAUUUGGAUCCCAACGAUGCUCCAUUCAUCGCCGGCCUCAUGUCCAGCACCUGGUUCAACGCCGCGGAUGACGCCGCGGUCCGCGACUUCUCCCGUAACGCAGCCAAUUCUAUCAGGCAGCAGACAGCAGCUCUGGGUCUAGUCCAUUCUUUCCUGUGUCUCAACGAUGCAGGGGUUGGACAGACGCCAUUCCGCAGCUAUGGCAACGGAAGCCGUCUGAAACGCCUACAAGCCAUCCAGCGGGAAUACGAUCGCGAUGGCGUGUUCCACAACCUCCUAGCACAUGGAUUUCUCCUCCAAUGA